Messenger RNA from Sapajus apella (tufted capuchin), 1024 nucleotides. RefSeq names its product nuclear receptor subfamily 2 group F member 6 (gene NR2F6). Gene Ontology annotation, molecular function: nuclear receptor activity; RNA polymerase II cis-regulatory region sequence-specific DNA binding. The coding region runs from base 207 to 593 and encodes 128 amino acids. The transcript has a single exon. Lineage: Eukaryota; Metazoa; Chordata; Mammalia; Primates; Cebidae. The record is from RefSeq and is a predicted model, not a curated record. Gene Ontology annotation, biological process: cell differentiation; negative regulation of transcription by RNA polymerase II; anatomical structure development.
UUAUAAACUCAAGUGAUCCACCUGCCUCAGCCUCCUAAAGUGCUGGGAUUAUAGGCAUGAGUUACUGCGCCUGGCCCUAGCUAAUUAGUUUUUGUAGAGAAAGGAUCUCACUAUGUUGCCCGUCUGGACUGGUCUCAAAUCCUGGCUUUCGAUGAUGCUCCUGCCUUGGCUUCCCAAAGUGCUUGGACUGUGGGUGAUGAGCCAUCAUGCCCGGCCCCGUUCUCACCCACAGUCGCAAUUGGUGUCUCCUAGUCACCCAUGUGGGCCCUGUGUUCUCCCGCUGCCUCCCACCCCGUCUGACUUCCCUUUGUUCCCCAGAUGCCUGUGGCCUCUCGGACCCGGCCCACGUGGAGAGUCUGCAGGAGAAGGCACAGGUGGCCCUCACCGAGUACGUGCGGGCGCAGUACCCGUCCCAGCCCCAGCGCUUCGGGCGCCUGCUGCUGCGGCUCCCCGCCCUGCGCGCGGUCCCUGCCUCCCUCAUCUCCCAGCUGUUCUUCAUGCGCCUGGUGGGGAAGACGCCCAUCGAGACGCUGAUCAGAGACAUGCUGCUGUCGGGGAGUACCUUCAACUGGCCCUACGGCUCGGGCCAGUGACCACGACGGGGCCACGUGCGCCGUGGCCAGGCCUGCAGACAGACCUCAAGGGACAGGGAACACUGAGGCCUCGAGGGGUCUCCCAGGGCCCAGGACCCUGGCUUCUCUCCUCAGACUUCUGUUUUGUAAAGACUGUGAAAUGUUUGUCUUUUCUGUUUUUUAAAUGAUCAUGAAACCAAAAAGAGACUGGUGAUCCAGGUCUCAGCCUCGUCCUCCCAGGACCCCUGGCCCGGAUGGAGCAUGAACUUACGGGAUGGUGGGGGCGGCUUCCCUGGUGUGAUGGACAAAGGCCUGGCAUCUGGACCGGAGGGGCCACUCCAGCGGGCAGGGGUAGCUAGCGUGUGCUAGGCCAGAUCCUCUGGACGCGUAAUCUACGUCAGACACUACAUGAUGACUCAAUCAAAGCCAAGAAUAAAGAUAUUUCCUACUUG